Molecule: messenger RNA, 5708 nt
Organism: Pristis pectinata (smalltooth sawfish)
Lineage: Eukaryota; Metazoa; Chordata; Chondrichthyes; Rhinopristiformes; Pristidae
Product: sodium bicarbonate cotransporter 3-like
Exons: 25
Coding region: 359-3760 (1133 amino acids)
Biological process (GO): monoatomic anion transport; transmembrane transport; regulation of intracellular pH
Cellular component (GO): plasma membrane; basolateral plasma membrane; apical plasma membrane
Molecular function (GO): sodium:bicarbonate symporter activity; monoatomic anion transmembrane transporter activity; solute:inorganic anion antiporter activity
Source: RefSeq, a predicted model, not a curated record
GCAGAUGCUGGAAGACUGAAAGAAAGUCCAAAACUGCCGGAGAUGCUUCGGUCGGGCAGCGUCUGCAGAGCAAGAGAAUUGACGUUUCAAAUCAGUGACCUUGCAUCGGGGCGAUUGGCAAGUUUUGAUGUCAAUCAAAAAAACGGGGUUGCAGAAACGUCAAUCAAAGCAGUGGUGAACGUGGUUGGACGACCCUGCCGCCAAUCACGGGCGGACCGCGAACUGAGGCAGAACGAUUGGCCCAUUGGCCCGCGGGGCGGGGUGGCCGGCCGCGGAUUGGAGGAGCGCGCUGUCAGUUAGCGGCGGAGUGACAUCAGCCGCUCCGUCUAACCGACCGCCGGGGGAAAGCGAGGCGACCAUGGAGGAGGAUGGAGGCGAGCAGAUGAGACCGCUGCUCACUGUGCGACACGAUGAAGAAGCUAUCGUGGAUUUGGGUAAAACAAGUACAAUUGUCAAUACAAACUUCGAGAAGGAAGAACUAGAGAGUCACAGAGCUGUAUACAUUGGUGUGCAUGUUCCCCUUGGUAAGCAAAGCCGAAGACGGCACAGGCAUCGUGGACAUAAACAUCAUCAUAAGAAAAAGGGAAAAGAGAAAGAUUCAGAUAAAGAUGAUGGACGAGAAUCUCCCUCAUAUGAUACUCCAUCGCAACGUGUCCAGUUUAUCCUGGGGAUAGAAGAUGAUGAUGAGGAGCACAUGCCUCAUGAUCUUUUUACCGAACUGGAUGAACUUUGCUUCCGUGAUGGAGAAGAUUGUGAGUGGAAAGAAACUGCCCGAUGGCUGAAAUUUGAGGAGGAUGUGGAAGAUGGAGGGGAGCGAUGGAGUAAACCGUAUGUAGCUACCCUCUCUUUACAUAGUCUGUUUGAGUUGAGAAGCUGCAUAUUAAAUGGAACAGUCAUGCUGGACAUGAGAGCUAGUACCACGGAGGAAAUAGCAGAUAUGGUGCUAGACAACAUGAUUGCAUCUGAACAGCUGGACGAGACCAUGCGAGACAAAGUGCGGGACGCACUACUGAGAAAGCACCAUCACCAGAGUGAGAAGAAGCUGAGUAAUCGCAUCCCAAUUGUUCGCUCCUUUGCAGAUAUAGGCAAGAAACAUUCUGAUCCUCACUUGCUUGAACGAAAUGGAAUUCUAGCAUCUCCUCAAUCUGCACCAGGUAUUUUGGAGACUAAGAACAUUGAAAACAAAACAACUUGUAAUAGUGCAAGUAGAGAAAACAGCACAGUGGACUUCAGCAAGGUGGACAUGAACUUCAUGAAAAAGAUUCCAGCAGGUGCUGAGGCUUCCAACGUCUUGGUAGGAGAGGUGGACUUCCUUGAGAGACCCAUAAUAGCCUUUGUUCGUCUGUCUCCUGCCAUUCUUCUGACAGGGCUCACAGAAGUUCCAAUUCCAACCAGAUUUUUGUUUCUUAUGUUGGGACCGUCGGGCAAAGCACAGCAAUAUCAUGAGAUUGGUAGAUCAAUAGCUACCUUAAUGACAGAUGAGAUUUUCCACGAUGUUGCCUAUAAAGCAAAGGAUCGUACAGACCUGCUGGCAGGAAUAGAUGAAUUUUUAGAUCAAGUUACUGUACUCCCACCGGGUGAGUGGGAUCCUUCAAUACGAAUCGAACCACCGAAAAGUGUCCCUUCUCAGGAAAAACGGAAGUGUCCUCCUCUUCCGAGUGGUCCACCAAUUACCCAUGGAGCCUCAAAUCACGAAGAACAUCACACCGGGCCAGAGCUUGAGCGUACUGGAAGGAUCUUUGGUGGCUUAAUCCGCGAUAUUAAAAGGAAGUCGCCAUUCUACCUGAGUGACUUCAAGGAUGCAAUUAGUCUGCAGUGCCUAGCUUCCAUUCUGUUCCUUUAUUGUGCUUGUAUGUCUCCUGUCAUCACUUUUGGAGGAUUACUUGGGGAAGCAACAGAAAAUAGAAUAAGUGCAUUAGAAUCUCUCUUUGGAGCUUCAAUGACAGGAAUUGUCUACUCCUUGUUCGCUGGACAGCCACUUACCAUUUUGGGAAGCACAGGACCUGUUCUGGUGUUUGAAAAAAUAUUAUUCAAAUUCUGCAAGGAAUAUGAACUUUCAUAUCUCUCGCUCCGUGCCAGCAUCGGACUGUGGACUGCAUUUCUGUGUAUAGCACUGGUUGCCACUGAUUCGAGUAGCCUGGUUUGCUACAUAACUCGCUUCACAGAAGAGGCCUUUGCUGCUCUUAUUUGCAUUAUAUUCAUUUAUGAAGCUUUGGAGAAGCUCUUUGACUUGGGAGAGAAGUAUCCGUUUAACAUGAAAACUAAUCUGGAGGCACUUACUCAAUACUCGUGUGUCUGUGCUGAACCAUCCAAUCCUUCCAAUCAUACAUUGGAUAUCUGGCACCAAAAAAAUAUAUCUGCAGAUAAUGUUUCAUGGGGGAAUCUCACCGUUUCAGAUUGUCAGACAUAUGGUGGGAUGUUUGUUGGUCCAGCCUGUGGCCAACAUGGACCUUAUGUUCCUGAUGUCCUCUUCUGGUCCAUCAUUUUAUUCUUUGCAACAUUUUUUCUUUGUUCCUUCUUGAAACAGUUCAAAACUAAACGUUACUUCCCAACAAAGGUGAGAGCCAUCAUCAGUGAUUUUGCUGUGUUUCUCACCAUUCUUACUAUGGCAUUGAUCGAUUUUCUUGUUGGUGUACCUUCGCCAAAGCUUGCAGUGCCAGACCGGUUUGAGCCUACCCGAAACGACAGAGGUUGGUUUAUAGAUCCACUUGGACGGAACCAAUGGUGGACAAUGCUUGCUGCUUUUGUACCAGCUUUGCUGUGCACUAUCCUUAUUUUCAUGGAUCAACAGAUCACUGCAGUUAUUGUCAACAGAAAAGAGCACAAGCUGAAGAAAGGUUGUGGUUAUCACCUUGAUUUGUUGAUGGUAGCUAUUAUGCUGGGAGUGUGCUCGAUCAUGGGCCUGCCUUGGUUUGUGGCUGCCACUGUCCUCUCUAUCAGUCAUGUCAACAGCCUAAAGGUGGAAUCGGAGUGUUCAGCACCUGGUGAACAGCCUAAAUUCCUGGGUAUCCGAGAGCAGAGAGUUACAGGGUUACUGAUAUUCGUUCUAAUGGGACUGUCUGUCUUCAUGACUUCUGUUCUCAAGUUUAUCCCAAUGCCUGUUCUGUAUGGUGUCUUUCUUUAUAUGGGCGCUUCUUCCUUAAAAGGAAUUCAGUUGUUUGACCGUUUAAAAUUAUUUGGGAUGCCUGCCAAACACCAGCCUGACUUGAUCUAUCUACGCUAUGUACCACUUUGGAAAGUCCAUAUCUUCACUGUUAUUCAACUUACCUGUCUUAUCCUCCUCUGGAUCAUUAAAGCUUCGGCUGCUGCAGUUGUCUUUCCCAUGAUGGUGCUUGCUCUAGUAUUUAUCCGUAAAUUGUUGGACUUCUGCUUUACCAAACGAGAACUUGGCUGGUUAGAUGACUUAAUGCCUGAAAGCAAAAAGAAGAAAUUGGAAGAUCUGCAGAAAAAGAAGAAAGAAACUGAGGAAGCACAAAGAAUGCUUGAAGUUGCUGAAAGUGGGACGGUGCAGCUUCCUUUAGAAGGCGGCAACAUUCUGAAGAUACCUGUAAAAAGUAUUAAGUACAGCCCAGAUGAUCCUUCGGUCGUAAACAUAUCUGAUGAAAUGGCCAAAUCUGCUGUGUGGAAGGCUCUUGCUAUGAAUGCUGAGAAUGCAAAAGUUGUAAAACUUAAAGCGAGUCCUGAAAAUACAGCGGAUAUAAGAAUGAAUAUUGAAGAGGUGCCCAGGAGAAAUGUCCUUGAUGCUGAAACCUCUGUAUGAUCGUUAAUGCUGAAAGCUCCACAUCGUCAUCAUCCAAGACACACUUUGUGAAAGUGAUCACUUGAGCCAUAAGCAAAACCCUGGACCUUUUACAGGAAAUAGGAAUGUUUGGCGUACUCGGUUUGGUUUCUCAGUCAGUGUGAAACUCUUCUGAAGAAGACUAUUUCACCCUUAUACAAUCCUGUUAUAUUGAUUGUAAUGCCAGCUACUAUUUUAAUCUUCACAUCCAUAAGCUCGAUAAUUUUUAAUUUACAAUUUUGGCAUAAUACAAAAACAAGCAAUAGUCUAGCAAACGAGUUUAAUUUUUGUUUUACAUCUGCUUCCCAACAUUUAAUUUGCUUUGUACUAAUGAUAUUCUAUUUUAAAAAUGGAAAGGAGUACAUAAUGAACAUAUUCUUUAUAUAAAAACACGCAAAUAUGCUGCUCCUUGACAUUUAUAAUCUGUUUGAAAUAAGGAAUAUUUACAUUCAGACUUUGAACCAAGUCUACAUGACUGUAUCUCAUCAUUUACUGGUGGUCCUCGAAUUUUGUUGUUGUUGGGUAACUGUGAAAUCGUAUGCAGUAACAAGUGUUGCAAUAGGAUAUGAUAGAACAGGUAUUUAAAUUGGUAUUUUGUACACAAGGGUGUACAUAUCUUGACUACAUUGAUGUGAUACUGGUUUUCAAACUAGUCUGUUGCUAUCUUUAUUUACAAAAUUGUUUAUCAGUAUUGCAAUACUGAUUAGAGACUAUGUGCAUCCAAACUGUUUACAUUUGACUUUUCAAAAUGAUAUACUGUAGGCUUUAAUUCACAAUGCAGCUUGUUACAUGUUUUAUUUAUUUUGUAUUUAGAUUGUCAAAUUUAUUCAGAAAUUGUCAUGUUAUAUGGAAUAGAAAAAAAAUUAUUUGGCUAAUUUUAUAAAGAUUUUUGUAGUUUUUUUGUCUUUGUACUUUGGAUAUGUAGAGUAACCACUUUCUAUGAGUAGUUCUACGGUUAUAGUGUUAGAAUAGUAUCUCUAGACCAUCUCAGGAAAUUAUCUUCCCAGUGUUCUACAUCACCGUGCUUUUCCACAAGUUGUGAAAUUGCUUUGUCUUCCAGACUAGGUGAAGUUUUUUUAAGAAAAGAACUACCCAUGUUACUUUUAAGUAGGAGCAAGUUGGUUUAUCUUUAGUGUGACAUACAAGAGAAAAAAUUGCAUUUAAUCAUUGCAAGAUAAUUUGCAAACAGAUAGUCAAAACAAGAAAAGGUAAUGUUGUGAAAUAUUUGGUUUGUCAUAAUAUCCAUUGUAUAGUUGGACAUGUGACAAGUUCUGCAGAUAAAUUCAGAAGUGAACCCACUUUCUGCUUCUGUUAUAUUAAGUGUAUAGAUUCUAAUCACUGUAAUUGAAUAAUUAAGUUUGCAUAAUGGGAUCUAAAUUAUAGAGACUUAUUUUGAGUGUCAGUGGUGAACUGAAGGAGUUUUUCUAUUUAAUUUUAUAGGUUAUGCUAAAAAAAAAUUUAGUAUUGUGUUGAUACUGUUGACCUUAAGAUGCUAAAUACGGUAUGAGAUUUUAACAAGUUGAGAAAUUAGUUUCUGGUAGGGACAAUUUAAUCCCUUUUUUUUAAUCUGCAGUUGAUGGUAAUUUUAUGUCUUCCUGUGUUCUGCAUAUUUAAUCACAGAACAAAAUCACUAGUAUUCAUCAAUUUUCAUAAAAUUGUCUAAUUUGAGAUAAUUAUGAUUAAGGUUUUUAUUACUAUUUGAAAGUAUGAUAGUGACCAUUAUUUUUGUAAGGAUACCCAAAGCAAUGUAAAAAUGUUAAAGUAAUCCAUUGUUUUAGUUUAAAUGGCGAUAUAUGUGCACUUCCCAGAUUUUGUUUCCCAGUUGAGGAUAGCAUCCAGCUGUCAGCUAUUAAAUAUUAGAGGAAAUUAUUUUUUGUAAUGUCAUAUCUGUUAAUAAAAGCAAUAAAGACUUAUUGCAUUAAUUAUGAAA